This is a messenger RNA of Ceratina calcarata, 3808 nucleotides long. RefSeq lists its product as uncharacterized. The transcript is spliced from 11 exons. The record is from RefSeq and is a predicted model, not a curated record. Lineage: Eukaryota; Metazoa; Arthropoda; Insecta; Hymenoptera; Apidae. Bases 604 to 2250 code for a protein of 548 amino acids.
CAGAGUGUUACGGAGAACGGAGAACAGUGGCACAGAACGCACGUUGCUCCAUUUUCGUGCAUCGCGCGCAGGAAGCCCGUUCUCUUCUGUUUCGUCAUAACUAUUCUCUAACUCUCGAUCGGCUGACCGGCGGGCUAGUUUUAACUUCUAGUUAGAAUAACUUUUGGGAUUGCCCAUUCGUUGUUCUCCGUGCACUGGCCGACAUAAACUUCGAACGAGUACCCUUCGAUCUCCACGACACUCAUCGUUGAAUGAUAUACAAAAUCGAAAUAUCGGAAAAGGGACACGUUCGUUCGACACAUAAUAGUGCAUUUCUUCUUCCGUCACACCAGUGGAAGUGGAUCCGAGUCGUCUGCCGCAACCAGACAGUGGAAACGGACCGUUCGUGGCACGGCUAAACGGAAACCGGUGGUGAACGGGUUCUAACGACGGACAUACGUUUCGUUCCUACACGUGUAUACGCAGUACACGCGUGCACGGCACAUAACGCGAGCGCGCGCUUUCGUUUUCGACGAAAGGGAAGAACAAAGUGCGCCGGUGAUAUUCGUGAGAGACCCUGUCCCAGUGAGUUUCCAGGGACUGGUUCCAGGGCGUCGAGGGCGAAUGAAGGUCGUGCAGGUCCGUGGAACCAAGGAGGCAUACCGCGCCAUGAGGAUGGACUGGAAGAUUAGAUUAUAUGCAACCGUGUGGUUGUUGAUGGUAGCAACGCAUCAUUGCCAUGCAACGAGUCAGAAUGGAGAGGAGGACGCAAAUGGAGAGGACUCGGUGCUGGAUGAAACGACCGAGGACUAUUGGGCCGGAAGCGGAUCCGGCCCCGAUGAGAGUGACUCGAUUCAUAACGAGACCAGAGAAGCGUUAACUCACGAAGCUAGCGACCACGAUGCCGUGGUGUACGUCGGUGAGGGGGCGGCAUACGUACCGGUACCAUCGUUAAAAGGGCGACCGUUGAGCCCAAAUCUGCAAGCCCUCCAGACGCUACAGGGUUUACAAGGAAUUGCUGGAGGCGGCGGAACAGGAGUGGUUGGAGAUGACGACUGGAAAAGACAGCCGGAGUCGUGGGACCGUGAACAUAGGAGAUACAGGCCCAAUACUACACGAGUACAACACAUCGAGGCGGAGUGCCAGGACGACUACAUGAAGAUCAGGAUCGGCUUCAACGGUUCGUUCGCCGGGCUGCUUUACUCGGCUGGGUACUCUUACGAUCCGGACUGCAUGUACGUGAAUGGGACGGGCCGCGAUUAUUACGAGUUCUACAUCCAACUUAAUCGUUGCGGCACCCUUGGUGAGAACACUCAUCAUCAAGACAGCCGAAAGAAUCCUACGAAAAACUUGAUGUGGAACACGGUCACGGUGCAGUACAAUCCGUUGAUCGAAGAGGAGUUCGACGAACAUUUCAAAGUUACCUGCGAGUACGGAUACGACUUCUGGAAGACCGUCACUUUUCCAUUCCUCGAUGUCGAAGUCGCGACGGGAAAUCCCGUAGUGUUCACCCUGCAGCCACCGGAGUGCUACAUGGAAAUCAGAUACGGUUACGGGACCACUGGAACUAGAGUGGCUGGACCAGUUCGCGUUGGCGAUCCCCUGACUCUCAUUAUCUACAUGCGCAGCAAAUACGAUGGUUUCGACAUCGUUGUGAACGAUUGCUACGCCCACAAUGGUGGAAAUAAGAGGAUCCAACUGAUCGAUCAAUACGGAUGCCCGGUCGAUGAUAAAUUGAUCAGCAGAUUCCGUGGAUCCUGGUCGGAGAGCGGCCUCUUUGAGACCCAAGUGUUCGCCUACAUGAAGACGUUCAGGUUCACCGGCUCGCCGGCUUUAUACAUUGAAUGCGACGUGAGAAUGUGCCACGGGAGAUGUCCGGUAAGCGCAAGUCAACCGUGUCACUGGAGGAACGCCAAAAACGUGGCUAAACGUUCGUUGCCAGAAAUCGGUGGCCCGUCAACAGCGGCGACCAGUCUUUCAGAAAACGUUAAUCUCUUUCAAUCGUUGCGCGUGCUGCAAGAGGGUGAGGCGGAUACGGAAUUCUUCCAGAAUUCUACUACAUCUGUCCGAAGCGGUCUCAGUGAACCCACGAACGACCGAGUGUGCCUUAAAUCAUCGAUUCUCAGUUCGAUGAUCGGGAUCGGUUGCGGUUUCCUAUGCUUAAUGGCAGGAACAAUAUUGGCGAUGUGCUCGCGAAUGAGACGACAGGCCAGAGAGAAAUUAUUAUCCGACAGUAUAAGUUACAUGACCCACAAGGGUAGAAUCAACUAAACCGCGGCUCAGUUCGAAUGUACAAGCGAGAUUCUCCUUCCUCUUCUUCUUCUUCAUACCGCUUCCGUCGGUACUGCCGCGUAUCCGAGGAAGUCUUCGGAGGAACAGUCUUUGCUGAUAAUGCGAGGGGACGAUCAUGUCCGAGGACGGUAAACGGCCGAGCGCAAUCUCGGCCGGUAAGCUCCAGUCGACGGUCAAUAAGAAACGAAGGGGCAAGUUUAAAAAAUGAACACGGAUGUACUUAAAGAAAAUGUAUGUACAUCUAAAGCGAAGCACACACAUACUUAGAUGAAUAGUUAGAAAAUUUAAUUAGAAAAGUUGUAAAGGAUUGUGAUAAACACGGAUUAGGCGUAUACUUCUGUUUUGUUUUUCACAAAUAGUAGAUUCACCGUCGAUGAAAGUUAGUCCGAUAGAUCGUUGACAAUUACUGAAUUUGCGCUUUCAUUUCCUGUAAACGUUGUUCUUGAUUAUUUUCCUAUCUUCGUUCAACGGCAAGUCGUUCUUCGCGAGUACACGCGAGUUGCCGCUCAUCGAUACGGAAGAGCGAAGGCGGAAUUUAGAAGUCGAGGAUUUUGCCACGGCCUCGUCGAUCGUACGCGCGAUCGGAACGAGUUUUGAAUUCGAGCAUCGCCGGAUUAUAUUAUAUUUGACGAAACUGCUUUCGCUCACGCGAACGAUAUCAUGCGAGGUUAUCAAUAAGUAAUUAGAUAUAAAGGCGUAAAUGCCGUUGCUGAGAUUCAGUACUUUAAGCAUGUAUGUCUAAUAAACAUUACUCGCCAUAUUCAGGAACGCACAAAUUAUCUCGAGCUGCAGCUGCGUAAACAAUUAAUCACUGAUGCGAAACGAUUAUUAGCCGAUUUAUAAUUUACAACGCGAGCUAUACUUCAAUUUCACUUCCAGCUGCAUCUUCGAGCAACGAUUCAAAAACCGUAACGACUGAUCCUGCUUUCACAGUUUCUGAAUGUUCGCGAAUAAUGCAUUAUCGUAUGAUAUUAAACAACGCUAUGGAAUAAACAAUUACAAUAUCUAGUUAAUACUUAAUAUGCAUAACGAUAUACAUAUACGUAGCGUCCAAGUGUGUCUGGAUUUCCUCUUAUGUUCUUUUUCAUACUACACUUUUUAUAUCAUGUUUUAAAAUUCUCGAGAGGCAGGAGCAUCACGGAAUUGCCACGAGCGUGAACGGUCAGCGAGGAUUAAAUAAUAUUUCACGAGAUCACUCCGCGCGUGAAUCAGGGGAAGAAAGAGAGCAAAAGCUAAAGAAGCUCGGCUCUCAUCCUGAAUAAUUUGUUCCCAAAUUUUCACGGAAGCCUCUUUCACGACGCGAAAAUUAUUUUCGCCACCGCGAUGAAAUAUUAAUUUCCCCUCCUGAUCGUUUUCCAGAACCAUUUUUGUACGUUCUCGUUUCCACGUAUAUCCGUCCACUACUUCUCUUUUUAUAAUCGUCAAUUAGUAACAGGAUUCACCUGCUCGAUCGAAUUACUUGUAAAUAUAGCAUUGUACGAUCCAUAAUAUUUAUAAUUAAGCUCGAGUGUAUCAAGGUUUCCAAUAAACAAUAGAA